AUGAGCUCCUCUGAGGAUAACGACAGUGGUGCGGAGGAGGUCACACUAAAUGGGGAUGAGAUCAAUGGCAGGGCACAUACGCCUACACAAUCUACCAACAAAGAUGGUGCAAUCCCGGCCGGGGCGAUAGCGGAACUAUUGCAGGAGGAGAGAGAAGCUGCUCCAACGCGGCAGCAACUGGGCAAUGGCGUCAAUCAUUACAAGGCUGUUCUACAGACAGAUGAUGCUUCUGAAGAUGGGUCAUUGGAAGCUAUGCCACGAAGGACUGGGAGCCCUAUCGAUUCCUUACUUUCUGUGCCAGACGAUUCCCCCUCAGUUCAGGGCUCCGUACUUUCUUCUCCUGGUGGAAGCAGUAUCCUACCCUCGGUGGCCUCUAGACCCGGCCUUGAGAGCCCAACACCAUCCUUCCGACCCUUUGACAGGCGUUUCCAAUCACGCCUCUCCUCCUCUACCUUUACCCCACCACGAGCCUCCUCCCCCGCCUUUCUUAGAAGCCAUACUCGCAAUGCCUCUCUCACCAGUACACUACUGCCAGGUUCUGGGGACACCGACACUCCGUCCCCGCCAUGGGAAGUUAUACGAUGGACUAAGCUCAAGAAAAUGAACGGACAAGCGUUUUCCGAGGUUGGAAAACGAAACUUUGGCGUGGUGACGUGUAUAUCAGUCUCUGCUUCGAUUGUUCUGGGAACCUCGAAAGGAAUAAUUUUAAUUUUUGAUUAUCAUCAAAACCUCAAAUCCAUAAUAGGGCCGGGGACGAAGGCCGUCGAAUCCGGUGCUAUUACCUCCGUUGCAAUAUCGGCCGAUCACUUGAUCAUUGCUGGUGGCCAUGCUAAUGGGAGUAUUUUCACGUGGGAAACCGCAAGGGCUGCAAAGCCUUUCUUGCAUAUUCCCAGUCUGGAGCCUGCGCAGAUGAUAAAUAGAACUGUUGAUGGCCAUGUACCAAACGUUGCUAUCCGACAUCUCGGAUUUCUGGGGACCAGACAUACAGCACUUGUCUCAGCGGACGACCGUGGUAUGGCCUUCUCGCACCUUGCAACGAGAGGCACCGGGGCUUUGGGGCGAACCGUUAAAACGACACGGAUACUAGGUCGAUAUCCCAAUGAUCUUGCUACGACAGGAAAGCCAAGAAAGCCGAGCACGGUUCUUGCUUUCGCCCCUCUUCCUCUUGGAAACGUCGAGCGAGACACUGAUACAAUGGGACUGACUGCCAUGCUUACUCCCUACUUGCUCGUGAUCGUAUCAACGACUCCUAUUGCCCAAACACAACACAAAGCUGCGCGUCCAAAAGAAGUAGCUGCUCACAGCGCCUUGAGUGGAUGCCUUGCAUGGUUUCCGGCAGUCAAGUUAAAAGUCAAAGACCCCAAAACUGGGAGUGAUUUCUCGAAGGUCAAGCUCGUCUACUGCUGGUCGAAUGUUUUGACUGUUCUGGAUGUUGACGAAAUCGAGUCUUCGAAUAAGGAUAAACCCUCGACUCUUUCUUUCAAACCUCGCAGUCGAUGGAAGGCCGAAGAAGCCAUCGUCGCAGUGCAAUGGCUAAGUCGGUCCGUUCUGACUGUUUUGACUAUCACCCAAAGAUUGAUAAUACUUGAAGAUGGAAGUAUGCGCAUGACUGAGGCUUUUGAUCUCGUCCACAAGCAUAUUUACCAUCAGGAUCUCUUCUCGAAACAGUUGCACACUCUGGUCGAACAACUGGAUGAAGAGGAUCCUUCCAUGCAUGGUGUUGUGGCGGACGCAUUUUACAUGAGUUUCAAGGCUUACAAGAGCCGAAUGUUCCUUCUAGGCUUCAAUGAUGUCUCUAUUGGGACAUUGUCUAAUUGGGCGGACAGGCUCAUUGCCCUGAUGGAGGACGGUGACUAUAUUGGCGCAAUUCAGCUCGCGACAUCCUAUUAUACCGGAGAUGCCGACAAACUUACAAUCGGCCUACCAGAAGAUACUGACUUGCGUCACUCAAUGGUCCAAGACAAACUUCUGGAGAUCAUGACAGCCUCUCUGAAAUUUGCUUUUGGUCAACGCCAGAAAGAGCCUGCUUUCGCCAAUGACGAGCAUCUGAAGGCUUUGGCUAUGGCCUGUUUCGAUGCUUGUCUCAGCAUCGAUGAUAUUGACUACCUCUUUGACGAGGCAUUCGCAUGGUACGAAGACGGAGAUUCGGAAGGAAUCUUCCUCGAAACUCUUGAGCCUCAUAUUUUGGAGAAACGCAUUACAAUGAUACCGCCCAUUGUUGUGAAGGCUAUGGUGACCCAUUUUGUUAGCAAAGGCCUGGAGAGUCGUCUCGAAGAGAUGAUAUGCAACAUGGAAACAUCAACCCUCGACAUAGACCAAGUCACAACGUUAUGCAAGCAGCACAACCUCUACGACGCCCUCGUCUACGUUUGGAACCAAGCACUUCAUGAUUACAUUACGCCCCUGGUCGACCUUUUGUCGCUUUUGAUACCCUUUGUGCAGAACGGAGACUACUUUAAUAAUGGAAAUGUUAUGGAGGAUCCCAUAUUCCGUGCCAAUGCUUUGAAGAUGUUCCCCUACUUGUCUUACACUUUCACUGGCCGAGUUUACCCAACCGGCAAGAGCCUUGGAGAGCAGGAGGCCCUCAAUGCCAAAGCGGAGCUUUAUUGGUUUAUCUUCUCUGGGAAGACAAUCUCUUGGCCAAAGGGGAGUGGAAAGCCUUUCAUAACGCAGCCCAACGAAUCCUUCGAACCCUCCUUUCCGUAUCUCCGGAUGAUCUUAAAGUUCGACGCGCCCAGUUUCCUAAGUGCCCUCAACGAGGCUUUUGAGGAUUCAUUCCUCAACGACAGUCCAGAGCGAGCAGUUAAUGGCGGCUCCAACCGCGACAUGACCGAGGAGCACGUUUUCGGGCUUUCUGUGAAUCGACAAUACGUAGUCACUAUUCUGCUGGAAGUCAUGAACCCAAGCGAAUUUGCAGCCAAAGACACUAUCUAUCUGGAUAUGUUCAUUGCACGGAAUCUCCCAAAGUUUCCGCAGUACCUGCUUCUGUCCGGAACGGCUUUGCAUAAAGUUCUCGCAGGCUUGUGCAAUUAUCCGGGCGAGGAUCUAGCGGAUGAUGCUCAACUGAGCGCCGAGUACCUGCUGUCAGUAUAUCACCCUCCGGAUCUCGAAGCUCUCAUUCCGUUAUUUGAGAAAGCUGGAUUCUACCGUGUCCUUAAGAGCAUCUACAAAUCAGACAAGCAGUACAAUAAACUUAUUCAAACCUACUUCGAAGAUCCCGAUGAUCAAGAAGGUGUCUUUGAAUGCAUAGCUUCCUGUUUACGGCCACGCUCAGGGUUGACGAAGCGCCAAGUCCGAGAUGUUCACGAGGUUGUUGAAGCGCAUGCCAGCGACCUCGUUCAUCUCGAUGCUGUCAGGGCUGCCCAGACCAUGGAGGCAUAUGUCCCAUCGUUACACAAGAAAAUCUUGGACUCCUUGCCAGAUGACUCUGAACUGCAGUAUAUGUAUUUGCACACCAUCUUUGAGCCUAAAUCGAAGGACACCGAAGAUACGUCGCAUCCUUCCCAUCCUGAGUUCACGGAGAAGUAUGUCCAAUUGAUGUGCAAAUUCGACUCAUCACACGUCGCGGCUUAUGUGGAGCUUGUGCAAGCAAGCGAUCUGCGUCUCGAUAAAGUCUUGCCGUACAUGGAAGAGAGCGGCGUUAUCGAUGCAGCUGUCGUCCUCAUGGCUCGUGAGGGUCAAAUACAAGAAGCGAUGAAUAGGCUCGUCAAGCAUUUGACAAAAUUAGAGAGUGCUUUGCUGGGCCUUCUAAGCAGCUCGGUCGAGGACAUGCAGUCGAUGCACGCUGGAGAAGCGAUUGAGGAUCUGCUAGAGGCUCUGCAGAAAUACACCAACGUGGGAAUCUGGCUUUGCCAAAGCCAGAUGAAGAGUCAAUCACCACGUGGGAUCAUGUCUCUAGUCCGGCGGAAAUCAUCAACGAAGAGUGAGCUCCUUCCUGAGGAACUACUCUGGCUGGACCUCAUCGACACCGCUGUUCAAAUUACACGGAAACUCUCAGCAAGCUUGAGCGAUCUCGAAGACUCGAAAGCGAUAGAAUUUGACCACGACAAACUACUUUCGCAGCUGAGGACCCUCGUCCAGCGCACUUUCACGUCAAUGUUAACUUCAACCUCGACGCCAUCUCCAUCCACUACUUCACUCUCCUUCCUUCGCAUCCUGCGAGCCUUCCUCACUCGCGCCUCAUUAUCCUCACCCAACCUCAGCGAUCUCCGCGCGGUUCUCGCAUCCAUCUUCUCAGCUUACACCUACGAAGAGUCAAUCCUUUCUCUCGCCAACCGCUUGCUCGAGAAGGAUCUCUUUGUCAACGUAAAAAGUGCUACAGAGUUGAGGCAAAGAGGCUGGAGACCGAGAGGCAGCACGUGUGAGGGGUGUGGGCGAAGGGUAUGGGGACCAGGGGUGUCAGGAGAUGUGUUUGCCAAGUGGGAAGAAAGAGAAGAACUCGAUCUCAAACGAAGGAAAGAACGUAGGGCCGAGAUGGCAGGUGGCCAAGUCGAACGCGGCAAGGGGCGAGCUCAUCAGCGGAACAUCAGCAAGGCGAGCAUUAUCGAACCUCCGAAAUCUAAAGGAAUAGGUGUAGCGGGCGACCCGAACGCGGAUGCCGAGGACGAGUAUGGUAUUCAAGGCGAAGAGGGGGUCGGGAAGGCGCAGGUGGAGUUGGAACCACUGGUUGUAUUGGCUUGCAGACAUGUGUAUCAUCAGAGUUGCUUGGAGGCGAUGCAGCCUGCUGAUGAGAGUGCUUCUCCCGAUGGGAGAGAGUUCAGAUGUCCGAUAGAUGGAUAG
This is a messenger RNA of Hyaloscypha bicolor E, 4779 nucleotides long. RefSeq names its product vacuolar assembly/sorting protein-like protein VPS8. The record is from RefSeq and is a predicted model, not a curated record. Lineage: Eukaryota; Fungi; Ascomycota; Leotiomycetes; Helotiales; Hyaloscyphaceae. Gene Ontology annotation, biological process: endosomal vesicle fusion; protein targeting to vacuole. Bases 1 to 4779 code for a protein of 1592 amino acids. Gene Ontology annotation, cellular component: late endosome; HOPS complex. The transcript is spliced from 3 exons. Gene Ontology annotation, molecular function: protein binding.